Molecule: messenger RNA, 2073 nt
Organism: Cyclospora cayetanensis
Lineage: Eukaryota; Apicomplexa; Conoidasida; Eucoccidiorida; Eimeriidae
Exons: 8
Biological process (GO): tRNA splicing, via endonucleolytic cleavage and ligation
Molecular function (GO): tRNA 2'-phosphotransferase activity
Source: RefSeq, a predicted model, not a curated record
AUGCGAUCUUGCGAGAAGGUGCAGCACGAGCAGACAUAGGGGCACAACCAGCAACGGCAGAGACAGCAGCGCAAGCUACGAACUUUCUGCAGAUGGCACUCAGAGCGGCCUGGAGUGCAGCAACGCCAGCAGCAAUUGCAGCGCACGCAGAAGAGGGGAGGAGAUUUCGAACAGAAGCAAGAGAAACAGGAUCAGCAACCGCCACAGCAAGGGCCCCUCCGCUGGGUGCUUCGGCCUCCUCCAGAUCAUUUGGUUAAUCUCUUAGAGCGCGAGGCGUUUCGCUGCUGCUGCAGUAGCUGCUGCUCUGCUGCCCCCCAGCUGCGGCAGCUGCACCCCUUGAUUUCGCAUUCCUCACUGCAGAAAAAUGCUGCGCAGCACUCAUCGGGGAGUGAAGCAGACGCGGCUGCUGCGUUUGGUGUCGAUCUCUCAAGACACGCUGCCGCAGCUGCGGCUCACGGCGAGGAUCAGCAGCAGCAGCAGUUCCCAAGGCGGCUUCUUGCGAGCAGCAGAAGUCGCAGAGUCAGUCACCCCCAUGCUGCACCCUCUCCUCCUUAUGUCUCUGAAGAAGCGGGUGCAAUGAGAACCGCUGCCUCGGCAUGGGUGUCACCCACAGUAAUUCUCACCACAAAAACGUCGGAAACAACUGCGCUGGAGAAGGGAGGCUGGGAGGAGGAAGAGGCCAGAGUGCACCGUGCUAAUGCGGCUUACGAGUCUACCGCGACAGCAGCGGCAGCAGCCUCAACAGCAACGAUAGUCUCAACAACGAGCAUAGGACCCUCUUCGCCAACACUGCACUCCCCGUGUGACUGCGAAACCUCUAGGCAGGACGGGGGCAGUGGCGCAGUGGCAGCAUGGCAGGGAUACCUGCUGAUCAAAAAACUCAAUUUUAUACUGAGGCAUGGUGCGUCGCUUUUCCGCCUGCCUAUGCGAGAAGACGGCUUCGUGAGAGUCAGAGAGCUCCUUGCACUCCCGUGCAUGCGCGCUGUUUCCUGGACGGAUCUGCAAAAUGCUGUGUCUGCGAAUUUCAAGCAGCGGUAUGAGCUUUUGUACGACGAAGAGGAGACGGAGACGUGCCCAGCUCUCAGCAGGACGCACCAACAGCAGCAGAUAGGGCUGACGUACGGAGAGGCAGGAGGCGUGGCGUGCUGGCAUCAGAUGGGUGUACGUACAGCUGAAAAGGCGAGCCAGUGCUGCAGCAGGAGCAAGGAGGAAGACGGCAGCGUUAGCAGCUCGUCAGCUGCAGCGCAUGGCGAUUCAGGCGCGCUGUCUCGCUGUAGCAGCAGCAGCAACUGCAGCACAAAGAUAUGCGACUCGCUUGCAUGCGCAGAUCGCAGCGCUUCCGCCGCAGCGAGGAAAGUCGAGAUCCUGAGUGGCAAGUGGCUGCUUAGAGCAACGCAAGGUCACACCAUCCCUUUCAUUCGCAGCGAUUUGUUCAUGCAGCGUGUAGAACGUGGCGAGGAGUUGCCGGUAUGUGUGCAUGGCACAUAUCUGAGAAAUUGGAUGGCAAUACGCCGCUUAGGCCUCCACAGGAUGCACCGGAACCACAUUCACUUUGCCACGGGAUUUCCCGGAGAUGCCUCGGUUCUUAGUGGCAUGCGGCGAAAUUCGGAGGUUGCAGUGUACAUUGACGUGAAGCGGGCGAUGCAAGCGGGCGUCGUAUUCUUCAGAUCUGCAAAUGGGGUCGUCUUGACGGAGGGGCUUGAAGGCAAAAUACCUUCUUGGUUGUUUGACAGGGUCGUGUGGCUCCGCGAGGGCGUGUAUCUGAUGAAGGCUGGAGAUGACUUAACCGGCCACUACUUGGACAGAAUUCCUGGGGAGUUACAACAGGCGUCGGAGUCUGCAAUCUUUAAGGAGCAGCUGCAGCACGAUUUGGGUGUGCUGCAGCUUUCCCCGUAUGCUGCUCCAACAUGCGGUCUUGUCAGCAGACACCACAGCCCUGAUGGAUGUGUGCUCCAGAGGGCCCUACCGUUACAGACUACCCCGCAGCCUCACGUGAGGGAGGCUUUGCGUGCGGAUUCGAGGAGGCAGCCCAUUGCAGACGAAGUAGCAGCUCUGCCAGAGGCUGAGCAGUGA